CUGCAAUAAAUUGAGGUAUGUAUAUAUUUAUGUAAGGCAGGCAACCAAGUAUACUUCAUUAUUUGACAGUAGGGUGACAAAUCAAAAUCAUAAUAAAAACAUAACCAGCUUUGCCUUAAUUUAAAAUAUAUAUAUUUUUAGAAUUUUGAAUAUAGAGUAAUCCAAGUAUGGCAUCCAAAGAGGACUGGUGUGCUGACAAACUAUCCAAGCUGCUGAAUGAAGAUCUAAGGAUAUCCACACUAAAUGAGAUCAAGGAGCAUUUUCAGGAGGUCUCGGAUAGUGAGGCAACACAGACUGCAGAGAUCCUGCAGCUGCCUUUGGUGUUUGACUGUUUAAAUGAUUCCAACAGUGAGCAAGUUGAUUUGGCCUGUGAGGUAUUGUCUCUAUGUUUGGAGAAACUUGACAUUGCUGAAACAACUAACAGAUACAGCAUUCCACUAGAACGGGCGCUGACACACCCGAAUUCUGGCGUUAAGUUGAUGGCUCUCAAUGAGAUCUCAAGACUGGUCAAAUGCGAGAACGCCAGGAAGCAUCAGCUCGUUAGUGAAUUGAGUAAAAGACUGCUUCUCACGAACGUUAUCAAAUGCGUGGGCGUCGAGAACCUGCAGGUAGCAGUAACGGCAAGCAACAUCAUUGUUUGCUUUGGAACAAUCGCUACAGAUAGUUUACUGACAAGCAAUGUACUGUCGACAAUCAGAGAGAUGAUGGCGAUCAACGAGAUUGUUCGGUUGAGAUUCUACGAGUUAUUCGUGGAUAUUUGCAGCACGAGUCGCGAGGCUCAUAAUAAGAUCGUCUCGGCUGGUUUAUUAUCACCGAUGAUGAACGAGAUCACCAGCAAAGAUGUUCUGCUUCGGCUCAACAUCAUAGAGAUCAUAUCCAAGUUAGUUAAAUUCGAUUACGGCUACGACUAUUUGGAUAACGAGUCCUGCAUCGACAGGAUUUUCAGGCAGAUCAUGAACGCCGAUGAUCCAAUCUUUCAGCAGCUCUGCGAGCCUGGAAUAUUGAAAUUCUUCGGUCACAUGGCUCACUGCAAGCCCAACCAGGUUUUCAACAAAUAUCCGCAGAUUUUCGACAAGAUUUUCGUGAAUCUAGAGAGCUCCGAUUACACAGCCGUUAAAGUCUCGCUGGAGACGUUAGCCUACAUCGCGUCCUCGGACAAAGCGAUCAUCGAUUCUUUCGUCGGCGAUAAAAUGACGAGGGCGAUCAGAUCGAUCUCUAAUCGUUUGCAGAACCUUCCCACCAAAGACAAGGUCCUCAUUCUGUGCUGGAUGGAGGAUCUGCUCAAAGUCAAUGGUAACGAGAUUGACUCGGAGAUCUGCCUGAAAUGGUUCGAAGCCUUCAGUCAAAACCCUAUGGAUUUAGUCAUGCAUUUCGUCCACAAUCCUUUCGAGGAGGUGCGACUGGGUGGUCUCGGCAUUAUCAAUUCCUUAUCAGCUUACGUCUGGGGUCAAACCAGGAUCAAACAAUUUCCUGGAUUAAUUGAAUUCUUGAUGAACCGCACCGUAGAGACAAGCAAAAUUGUCAAAGAGCUGAAGUAUUCGAUAAUCGCCAAUUUGGUCGCAAACGAUUUCAACGUUUUCCAAAUCGAGACGGUUAAGCAAUUCGAGAACUUCUUGAAGGAGGGUACUUUUUACGUACAAGCCGCAACGGAGAUUGCUUUCGAAAGCAAUGAAUAAUUGAUCUUAUUAUAUAAUAAAAAUAAUACAAUUUUGUCGUUCGACUUUCAAAUCUACAUUACAUAAAUGUAUAUAAAGGCACAUGAAAAACAUACUGUAUCCAUAUAAUCACGUAAUAUAGUCGGUGUAACAUUGAUAAUUAUAUAUACAUAGCCUUAAAUAAAUAAUAUUAAAGGCC
Molecule: messenger RNA, 1854 nt
Organism: Nicrophorus vespilloides
Lineage: Eukaryota; Metazoa; Arthropoda; Insecta; Coleoptera; Silphidae
Product: 26S proteasome non-ATPase regulatory subunit 5-like
Exons: 5
Coding region: 168-1676 (502 amino acids)
Biological process (GO): proteasome assembly
Cellular component (GO): cytosol
Source: RefSeq, a predicted model, not a curated record